CUCCCAUAUCGCCGGGCUUAAUUGCGUCGGUGCCCCGCACCACGGCCAUGGCAUAAAUACCUUAGUUAUCAGAAGCUCAUGAUCUGCGAAGUCAGAAGUUCCAUGCGGACUGCUUGAGCUCAUCACUACAUUCAGAUUCAUCUUAGUUACUUACUCUUACGUUGCAACUUUGACUUCGGCAAAAGACUUCUCGCCUUCAUCAUGUCCACGAUCAAAGUUGGUGUUGUGGGAUACGGCUUCGCCGCCAAGAGCUUCCAUCUGCCCUUCAUCACCGCCAACAAUGACUAUCAAGUGAUCGCAAUCCUUCAACGAGCAGAGGCUCCCGAAGACCUAUCUUCAGCGGCACCUGGCUCCCACUGCAAAGUCGACUUUCCUAAUAUCAGGCACUAUCGCACAGAGGAGGAGUUCUUUGCUGAUCCUGAUACGCAACUCAUUGUUGUCGCAACACACACGGACACUCAUGCUUCGUUUGCCGAGAAAGCCCUGCGAGCUGGGAAACAUGCAAUCGCGGAUAAGCCAUUUGCGAGAUCAUCCGAGGAGGCAGACCGUGUUAUCGAGCUUGCAGAGAGUAAGGGCCUGAUUCUUUCCUGUUUCCAAAACCGGAGAUGGGAUGGCGAUUUCCAGACGUUGAGAAAACUCAUCAAAGAGGAUGCGUUGGGCGACAUCAAAGAGGCUGAAAUUCACUAUGACUUCGAGUCGCCUCCUUGGCUCUCUGGAAUGACGAAGAAAGAGUACACCCCCGGCGACGGCAUGGCUUUUGGUCUCGGAACCCACAGUAUAGACCAGGCCGUCACGCUGUUUGGUCAGCCCAAGUCCGUAACUGGCUUCUUUAGAGCUCAAAGAGGCAUCGAAAGCGAGGUCGAGGACUCUUUCACAAUUAUCCUGCAGUAUGACGGGUCUCAAAAAGACCUUCUUGUCACUGUGAAGACUUCAGUCACCACGCCCAUGUCGCAACAGUUGAAGCACUUCAUCCGAGGCACCAAGGGAUCUUGGCUUAAGUUUCAACAAAGAAGCACAUGCCCUCAAGAAGAGCAAAUUGCAGAGGGCCGCAAGCCGUUGGAACCUGGCUUCGGCGAAGAGCCAGCGGAGGUGUACGGCACUUUGACCACGUACAAGGAGUUCAACAAGGACCAGAAGUUUGACGAGGCGACGAAUAAGUUUGUCGGACGAGUCCCGACAAUCGCAGGGCGGUGGCUGGGCAUUUAUGAGAACCUCGCAGAUGCUAUCAACGGUAAAGCCGAGUUGGAGGUUAAGGCGAAGCAGUCUCGAGAUGCGAUCAGAAUUAUCGAACUUGCAAGAGAGUCUCACAAGUCUGGAGCGACUGUUGCUUGGAAGUAGGGCUCUUCCCCUGCGGCUCUAUAUAGGGUGUACCAUAUCAUCUUCUGUACGACACUCGGGUAGCUGUGGUAAGUUGGGAUGGAGAACACUUCCUCGUACUAUUAUGGUAUUGGUUUCUCAAAGAAAAGACAAUGCUGCAGUGCCACCUAAGUAUGACAACGUAUUUCCUUUGUUGGAAUUGAGAUUGCCAG
Colletotrichum acutatum is the source of this 1529-nucleotide messenger RNA. RefSeq names its product oxidoreductase. Bases 202 to 1338 code for a protein of 378 amino acids. Gene Ontology annotation, molecular function: nucleotide binding. NCBI's taxonomy places the organism in Eukaryota, Fungi, Ascomycota, Sordariomycetes, Glomerellales, Glomerellaceae. The transcript has 5 exons. The record is from RefSeq and is a predicted model, not a curated record.